GUCGUUAGAUGAACCGUUUGACAAUAUUUUGUGAUUUAACUUCUCUUUCUCUGGGACGAGUUCUACUUGAUUACGAAAUGCGAGCGAGUAGCCUCACAGCCAAGCCUAAAUUUCACCAUAAAACGGGGUCAGUUCGGAUUGCCCGUUAACCGGCCAGUCGAGUUUUGAUCGCUCAGAAAGGAGCAUAUCUCGAGGAAAUGUCUUCUCUUCUCGAUUGAACACUGAGCAAGAUCAAGGACACAGUAUGAAGGUUAUUUGUUGGCUGCUGCUGCUAUUGUUAAUCGUCGCUCUCGCAGAGUCGAGCUCAAGGAAUGAUGAAGAUCUUACGACAGAAAGAAUCCUCAGCAGCGAGAUCGAAGGACUCUCGACGUCGCAGGAGGACUUGGAGAACCUGCGGACGCUGUUGAGGCAAACACCAGAUUCUUCAGGAUCGGGAAAUAGCACGGUCACUGCCACCAGGCAGGGACCUUGUCAGUGCUCCGGUGGUGUUUGCGGAUGUUGCUCGAGAAUCUUGUACAAUGCGUGGAAGCAGAAGGCCUGUGUGAACGUCACGUAUGACCCCGACGAGUUCAGCUUCACCGCCAAAAUCCUAAUGAACGACAGAGUCCUUUAUACGAGAACAGUUUCUGGGAAGAAUCCUAGACCAAUAUGUGUUCCUGUCCCAAGGAUUCCAUUUAUCAGAGCGUGCGUCAGAUUCUACAACAUAUAUUUUCAAGGCAGAAAUAUCCAUUUGUGCGUGAAUAUGGAAGGAAAGUUUCAAGAUACCACACUAUUCAAGGUUGGAUUCGAUUGUCUUCGAUUUGGCACAAAUGGAUUAGCCCUUCUAAAGCCGGAAGACGGAGGCGGUUUGGGUCAAGUAGAAUUUUUUCCAGAUACUGAUGACGAUGACGACGAUUAUGAUGAUGAAGACGACGAUGACGAUGACGACGAUGAUGAUUUGUUCUGAGAGUGUUUCUCAUAAAUUAAUGUUGACGAUUGUGAAAAUGUUAUUUAUUUUUGUAUAAUUUGAGUGCCAUAAGA
Harpegnathos saltator (Jerdon's jumping ant) is the source of this 1020-nucleotide messenger RNA. RefSeq lists its product as uncharacterized. The record is from RefSeq and is a predicted model, not a curated record. The coding region runs from base 245 to 946 and encodes 233 amino acids. Lineage: Eukaryota; Metazoa; Arthropoda; Insecta; Hymenoptera; Formicidae. The transcript has 3 exons.